Syngnathoides biaculeatus (alligator pipefish) is the source of this 5345-nucleotide messenger RNA. Its product is annotated as adhesion G protein-coupled receptor F5-like. Gene Ontology annotation, molecular function: G protein-coupled receptor activity. Lineage: Eukaryota; Metazoa; Chordata; Actinopteri; Syngnathiformes; Syngnathidae. The transcript is spliced from 28 exons. Gene Ontology annotation, biological process: G protein-coupled receptor signaling pathway; cell surface receptor signaling pathway. The record is from RefSeq and is a predicted model, not a curated record. Gene Ontology annotation, cellular component: membrane. The coding region runs from base 581 to 5050 and encodes 1489 amino acids.
CGUGGAUAUUGCGCAAUCCGCGUCACUGACCAGAUCAGAGGCCAGAGAUCUGCAUAGACCAAAGCCCGUUUUUGCUCCCGCCAUUUUCUCUGACAACAUUGAAUGGUCCAGUAUAGGUUUAGUUAGCGUUUUAUCGCGUAUUUGGGUUAUUUAACAAAAAUAUGGUGAAGAGGUGUAGUCACGGACUUUGUAAUAGUGACGACAGGUAUCCUGAAAGGCUAGUUGGUGGAGUUCGAUUCGUACCCUUUCCAAAACCGAAGACCAAGUACGAAAAAUGCCUUCGAUGGAUCAAACUUUGUGGAAGACCGCAUCAUCAACUAAAUCCAUCUAAUAUCAACCGGAACACAUAUGUUUGCACGAAGUUUGCUAUGCCAACGUGAGCAACUUCCAGUGCCGAUGUGAGGAUGGCUUUUUUUGGACAUAUGACAACUGUGAGACAUAUCAAGCCUGUGAUGAGAUCGUUGAUGAUACUUGCACAUGUAUCAACAAUAUUCCCCUCAAAGGGCAGUAUUGCCUUCCAAAGACAGCAUCUCCAUUUGUUUAUGAAAACGUCAUCUCUAUCGAGUUGAUAACCACAGAUAUGAGUGUAGUGAACCUACUGAGGACCAGCCUGAGAAAUACUACUUAUCCCAUAUAUUUCAACAGCUACUCAAAGGUCUCUGCCAUCAACAUAACUACAGUUUGCAGUCCAAGCAGUGAUGGUUUCCAGUGCAAAUGUGAGGAUCACUACAGUUGGCCAUUUAACCAGUGUUUGCUGCAUGGAUCGUGUAACAGCAUCACUAAUGACACAUGCGGAUGCAUCAAUGCCAUUCCUUCUGGUGGACAAUAUUGCCAAUCUGUCGAUCAACACAUGCCUUCAUUUGAUCAUGAAUACCUCUUCUCCAUUGAGCUCCACACAACAGACUUGAGUUUGAUAACCCAACUCAGGAGAGUUCUGAAUAACAGCUUUUAUCCCAUAUACAUCAACAGCUACACAAAAAUAUCUGGUGUCAACAUAACUACGGUUUGCAGUCCAAGCAGUGAUGGUUUCCAAUGCAUUUGUGAGGAUCAGUAUCGUUGGUCAUGUGACCAGUGUUUCCUGCAUGGAUCGUGUGACAACAUCACAAAUGACACAUGUGGCUGCAUCAAUGCCCUUCCCUCUGUUUUACAAUAUUGCCAACCUAUCAAUCGACACAACUUUACUGUUUGUUCUGUUACAACGUCUCCAACAACAACAACUUCUCCAUUCAAUCAUGAAUACCUCAUCUCUAUUGAGCUCAACACCACAGACACCAGUGUGAUUACCAUUCUAAGGAACCUUCUGAAAAACACCACUUAUCCCUUAGACUUCAACAGACGUGCAAAAAUCUUAGAUAUCAACUUAACUACAGUUUGCAGUGCAAGCAGUGACGCUUUCCAGUGCAUAUGUGAGGCUCAGUAUCGCUGGUCAUGUGACCAGUGUUUCCUGCAUGGAUCAUGUGACAACAUCACAAAUGACACAUGUGGAUGCAUCAACGCCAUUCCUUCUGGUGGACAAUAUUGCCAAUCUGUCGAUCAACACAACUUUACAGCUUGUCCUGUUACAACAACAUCUCCAACAACAACAUCUGGUCCAGCCAUUCAUGAAUACCUCAUCUCUGUUGAGCUGAGCACCACAGAUAUGAGCAUGAUAAACCUACUGAGGAACAUUCUAAGAAACACCAGCUAUCCCAUAUACAUCAACAGCUACUCAAAAAUCUUUGAGAUCAACAUAACUACAGUUUGCAGCCCAAGCAGUGAUGGUUUCCAGUGCACAUGUGAGGGUCUGUAUCGUUGGUCAUGUGACCAAUGUUUCCUACAUGGAUCAUGUGACAACAUUACAAACAACACAUGUGGAUGUAUCAAUGCCAUUCUUCCUGGUGGACAGUAUUGCCAAUCAGCUGAGAAACUCAAUGAUACUUUUUGUCCCAGCACAACAACAACUACCUUCCCUACAACAUACACAACCCUAUCAACAACGUCUGUAACAAAUACCACGACAGCUCUAUCAACAACGCCACCAACUCUAGCAAAUACUACGACAGCUGAAACACUCCCAACAACAAGAUUGACAAUAAACACUCCGGUUUCAAAAGAAACUACGACUUCCACGACUAAAACGUCCACCACCAACACCACCAGUACAACUGUUUCUGGACCAGUGACAACAACUCCUGAAAAAACAGUAUUCCAAUUAGAAAUGUCCAUCAGCUUCGAUAAAGAGUACACUGCACAAUUGAGCGAUCCAACAAGCUCUGAUUACAUGACCUUUGAGUCUCAAAUCAUUGGUGUGUUACAUGACCAAUAUGAAGACCUAGGAGGGUUCGUUCAUGUUUUUGUGAAGAGUUUCAGUCCAGGAAGUGUGAUUGCAGAGUAUGUUGUUGAAACAUCAGAAGUUGACAGUGAGAAACUGAUUCAGGUGAAUCAAGGACUCCCUGAAGCAUUGCAGGACAUUGCUCCUGUCCUUGGCCCUGUUACUGCCCGUUACAAUAGUCCAAAUGAAAUCAGAUUUCCGGCUGUGACAUAUACUGGAAGGUUAAUGACAUUGACAUGUGGCCCUGCUUCUGACGGCAUUAAUCUGGGAAGGAUCGCUGAAGCCAAAUGGAAAUUUAAUGGACGGGAAAUCAAAACUGGUGGACGAAUUCAAAUAGUUUUAACGUCUACAAUGUCUAAUCUAAUAAUUAAUAACGUGAUUCAGGCCGAUGCUGGUAUUUAUGAAUGUAAUAUGAGGUUUAGUGCUUUGACUUUUGUGCAAAUGGGAACUGCAAAAGAAAUCAAAGUAGCUCCAAAUGUGCGAGUACCGGGUAAAGUCAAUGUUCAGUGUGCAGAUGGAGAGACGCAUCCACUUCAAUGUUGUGUGCAGUCAAACUAUGAUAUCCAGUGGUUUCUGGGCACAAGUACUUUAAACUCAGACACAAGUAGUGAUGGAGAAAGCAACUGCAUUUUGCACGGAUACAGUUUGAGUGGCUGUGGAGAUUCUCCCCGAGAAUUGAGUUUCACAUGUAGAGUACUAAAUGAAGCAGAAGUAUUUGAAGAAACAACAAGAAUGAUCAUUUUUACUGACAAUGCCAUAUGUCGUAAUUCGCUGUAUGGGAACGGACGACCAGGUGACAUCGCAACCAUAGCGUGUGAUCCUGGUCAAGAGGGGAACAGGAUGGCAAAAUGCAGGGAUACAGGGGAAUGGAGUCUUUUUGAAGACAAUUGCAUUGUGACUGAAAUCAAGGAAUUGCUCAUUGAUUCUGAGGAUUUGGUUGUGGAAGAAGUGCCACAAUUUGCUGCAGAACUUAAUGAUCUCGUCCAGAAAGAAAAAGAAGAAAUCACAAAUUCAUCUGCAACCAUAUCAGCCAUUGUUGACAUUCUGAACACCAUCGCCAAAGUUUCAAAUGAAUUGAAUGAAACUGUCAUGACGAAUAUGCUGGAAACAGUUGACGUCCUUAUUGGUGACGACGCGAGAGAAUCUUGGGAAUUUCUGAGACAAACUGGUCGCAAUGACAGCUCACGAUUGCUUAAUUCAAUGGAAACGCUGGCUGAUGAAUUAGUUGGACAGUUUACCAUCAGAACCGGAUCAAUUCUACUCAACACGACAAUGUUCAAUGAUUCCUUCAUGGCAAACUUUAACUCCAGUGUUGUCAUUGAUAUUUCAAACACCAACAGUACCAAUCUCACUAUCACCACCAUUGUUUUCUCCACCCUCGAUAAUGUCCUACCACCGCGGGACUCCAGUUAUAAUGCCACGGUUACAGAUACCAACGGCACAUCUGCUUCCUUUAAUGAAACCAUUAAUGCUGCAGUGGCACUUGUCACAGUAAAAACAGAGAUUCAGAAUAUCAGUCUGAGUUUCAUAAAACAGAACUACUCCUUGACACAGAAUCCACAGUGCGUUUUUUGGAACUUCACGCUUUUUGACAAUUUAGGCGCUUGGGAUGAUGAGGGUUGCACGUUAGUGUCCGAUAUAAACAAUACCGUGACUUGCAAUUGUGAUCACCUCACCUCUUUCUCAAUUCUGAUGGCAACAGAUAUCCCUGAAUCAAUCCGAGUUGCUUUGGAUGUUAUCACAUAUGUAGGAGUUUGCAUAUCUCUGGCAAGUCUCAUCAUAUGUCUCAUUAUUGAAGGAUAUGUUUGGAAAGCCUUGACUAGAAACAGCACUGCGUUCAUGCGCCACAUGUGCAUUGUGAACACGGCUCUGUCUUUGCUGAUUGCAGACAUUUGUUUCAUAAUUGCUGCUGCUUAUGCCAAAAACCCCCUUGAAAACCCCGGAGAGGAUCAUAAAGUUCCCCUGGGACCAUGUACCGCAGCAACAUUUUUCAUGCAUUUUUUCUACCUGGCUCUCUUCUUCUGGAUGCUUGUGUCAGGUCUUCUUCUGUUCUACCGAACCACUUUGGUCUUCUCCCAUAUGUCUAGAUCAACCAUGAUGGCUUUUGGCUUUGUUUUGGGCUACGUUUGCCCUCUUAUUAUAGCUGUUGUUACUGUUGCUGCCACAGCCCCUGGAAACGGAUACAUCAAGGAAAAUGAUGCAUGUUGGCUGAACUGGUAUAAGACCAAAGCCCUGUUGGCCUUAGUGAUACCGGCCUUGGCUGUCGUUUUUGUAAACAUUUUGAUUACAAUCGUGGUCUUGUACAAAAUGCUGAGGAGAGGUGUCGGAGAUGCAACCACUUGUGAUGAAAAGCACACGCUGGUUGUCGUUUUCAGAUGUGUGAUCAUUUUGACUCCUUUAUUUGGACUGACAUGGUCUUUGGGAGUGGGAACCAUGAUAUCAUCUACAAAUGAGGGGAUCCACAUUGCUUUUGCCUUCUUCAAUUCACUACAGGGUUUCUUUAUUUUAGUGUUUGGGACGCUGCUGGAUUCCAAGAUCAGAGCCAUUCUCUCCAAAAAACAACUUGUAUCAAGCUCAGGCUCCGGCUCCAAUCAAACUGCAAGUACAAGUGGUGGGAUUUCUUCAUUGAGUGGUCUAAAAUGGCUUGGAAAACUUCGUGGAAAAAGAUAUGUCUACCGUGUGUCAGAAGCUCUGAACUCAAGUAGCACUGGUGGCUCUGAGUCAUUCUCGAAUAUUUGAAUCAUAUUAUCAAUCCCUCAUAAAAUGGGCUUCGUUCCAGAUUUUAUAAAUCAAACUGCAGCGAGUCAUUUCAUAUUGCUUUUUUUUGCUAAAAUAAUUGGCACAAACACUUUUCAUGCGUUCACUGAAUAACGUAUUCUUGUAUUGUGCUGCAUGUAUUGUUUUAAGGUCAGCUUCAGUUAUAUUAAAAGGUAGAAUAAUAAAACACCUUAACGUUGACAGCCAUGUGACAAUGUAUUUGGUGACACUGUUCCUCAUAUGUAAAUAAAUAAAUAAAAACAAAUGUUAAAUUCGU